Molecule: messenger RNA, 474 nt
Organism: Lodderomyces jiufengensis
Lineage: Eukaryota; Fungi; Ascomycota; Pichiomycetes; Serinales; Debaryomycetaceae
Gene: DUT1
Product: bifunctional dITP/dUTP diphosphatase
Exons: 1
Coding region: 1-474 (157 amino acids)
Biological process (GO): dUTP catabolic process; dUMP biosynthetic process
Molecular function (GO): dUTP diphosphatase activity; magnesium ion binding
Source: RefSeq, a predicted model, not a curated record
AUGACUACAGAAGCAAAUAAAAAACAAAAAUUAGAAGCAACAGAUAAUUUAAAAGUAUAUUUAAGAUCAGAAAAAGGUAAAAUACCAACAAAAGGUUCAAUAUUAGCAGCAGGUUAUGAUUUAUAUUCAUCAGAAGAAGCAAUAAUACCAGCUCAAGGUCAAGGAUUAGUAAGUACAGAUAUUUCAAUUAUAGUCCCAAUAGGAACAUAUGGAAGAGUAGCACCAAGAUCUGGAUUAGCUGUUAAACAUGGUAUUUCAACUGGUGCAGGAGUUAUUGAUGCUGAUUAUAGAGGUGAAGUUAAAAUUGUUUUAUUUAAUCAUUCUAAAAAGGAUUUUGAAAUUAAACAAGGUGAUAGAAUUGCUCAAUUAGUAUUGGAAAGAAUUGUUAAUGCUGAAAUUGAAGAAAUUAGUUUGGCUGCUUUAACUAGUACUGAUCGUGGUGAUGGGGGAUUUGGAUCAACUGGGAAAAAUUAA